AUGACCGCGAAAACGGCUCUUCUGGUUCUAGCGACGACGCUCGUCGCCGCGACGAUCGCGACGCCGGUCGAUCCGGAAAGGACGGAGGUGUUCCGCUUCCUACGAGCGUACGGUUUUCUGAGGUACGGCGGAGGAUCGUUGUCGCCCGACAACGCGACGUUUCUGCGUCGCGCGCUGUCGCUGUUUCAAGAAUAUUAUCGACUACCUGGUAACGGCGCGCUAAACAUCGAUACGCUCAAUCUCAUGCGUAAACCGCGAUGCGGACUAGCGGACAUUCCCGAUCGCGCGUACAGCCCGUUCGCGAAGAGAUGGCCGAAAACGAGACUCACGUGGAAUUUUCAAGUGGCUAGCGAGGAACUCCUACGAACGACCGAAGCAGCAUUCGUGUUAUGGGCGGCGAAUUCAUCGUUAAAGUUCGUACGCGAUUCGCUACGUCCCGAUAUAUUAAUAUCAUAUCGAACAGGCGCUCACACUUAUGCGAAUCGCGAGAACGGCGACGUUUGCCCAGCGGCUUUCGAAGGUCCGGGAGGAGCCCUCGCUCACGCGUUCUUCCCCACCGGAACAGCCGAUUUCGCCUUGGAGGUGCACGUCGACGACGAGGAACCGUGGCACGUGCACCUGAACAAGAAUCCUUCUAACAAGUAUCAUCUACUUCGAACGCUAACUCAUGAGAUCGGUCACACCUUAGGUCUGCAACACAGUAUGCGCAAUGACUCGGUGAUGUUUCCAUAUAUACCCGACAACGAGCUUCAAUAUCCGGUCAAGCUAAGCUUGGAGGAUAUUCUCGCUAUACAGAAUCUGUACGGAUCUCGCGACGACGGGGAUCACCCCGCGAUUCCCGCGACCACCGCGACACCCGCUACCACUGCGGCGCCCGCGACGACCGAUCUCGCGCCGACCGAUCCGUCGCGUGCGGAUCUUCGCGCCUUAUGGCGCUUAGACGUAGCCUUAAUAAUGAAUCGGCGUUUAUAUAUAUCCAAUCGACGCAACUUAUGGUCGAUCGACCUAACCGAGAAACGUUACGGUAAGCCCAUGAUGAUAACGGAAUACGCGACGUUUCUCCCGAGCAACUUUACGCGUCUAUCCGCCGCGUAUCAAAAACCCUCCGGCGAUCUCGCGCUAUUCGCUGACGACAAAAUCUAUCUCGCGGAAUAUCCCAGUCUUAGAUUGAAACCGGGUUGGCCCAGAUCCCUUCAUAGCAUCGGAUUUCCUCGAAACUCUAGGAUCAACGCCGCGGUAAACGCGCACUCGGGAUGA
Messenger RNA from Cataglyphis hispanica, 1257 nucleotides. RefSeq names its product matrilysin-like. The transcript has a single exon. Gene Ontology annotation, molecular function: zinc ion binding; metalloendopeptidase activity. Bases 1 to 1257 code for a protein of 418 amino acids. Gene Ontology annotation, biological process: proteolysis. The record is from RefSeq and is a predicted model, not a curated record. Gene Ontology annotation, cellular component: extracellular matrix. Lineage: Eukaryota; Metazoa; Arthropoda; Insecta; Hymenoptera; Formicidae.